AAAACAACAAAAAAACAACCAAGAUGUCUUCAUCGAGGCCAGAACAGCUAGUAGUCCAACAUUUUACCCAUAUCCAUCCAUUAACGAAGGUUGACGGAUAUGGUGAGUUCACAUGCGAUGGCUGCAAAACCUACGGCUUUGGGAAGACCUACCGUUGCACCCGGUGUGACUACAAUCUUCACGAUCAUUGUGCCACGUGCCCCUCUACCCUCGCCACCUUUAUGCAUCCGCAGCACGAGCUCCGGCUAGUCUUUAGAGGACCAGAGCAUACGCACCAGAACAAACGUAUGUGCGACAUAUGCGAUGAAUCAGCCGAGGGGCUCUAUUACCAAUGUGAGCCUUGUGGCUUUGAUGUUCACCCACUGUGCACGCAGCUUCCUCAGCACGUAAGACACGUCCCUCACCCGGCCCAUCUCUUAGAGCUGAGUCAGUGGGGAGCUAGCAGCAUCUGCAUGGUUUGCCGCGGUGCAAUCCGAUCUUGGCGGUACAAAUGCGGUCCAUGCGGGUUAGAUGUUCACAUGGAAUGCAUUAGUUCAUCUGCGUCGGUAGCAGCAACGAAGAUACAGCAAAGGUGUUUUGGGUCACCACAACCGCAAUUUUACCAUUCUGAGUAUUACUACCACCAUGCUUAUUACAAUCACGGAUAUACAAAUCAAGGUCAGGUUCACGGAUAUGCAAAUCAAGGUCAGGUUCAAGAACCGGGUCGGAGUAAAGGAAGAAAAAUGUUUAGUAUUUUGAUGGAUUUAACUGUUGGGGUCGUUUGCAACAUCAUUGCUGGGCCAGCUGUCGAAGUCCUUAACGGGUGCUUUUGA
Arabidopsis thaliana (thale cress) is the source of this 812-nucleotide messenger RNA. Its product is annotated as cysteine/histidine-rich C1 domain protein. The transcript has a single exon. Lineage: Eukaryota; Viridiplantae; Streptophyta; Magnoliopsida; Brassicales; Brassicaceae. Bases 24 to 812 code for a protein of 262 amino acids. Gene Ontology annotation, molecular function: diacylglycerol binding. The record is from RefSeq and is marked reviewed.